CACUUGAGAUGAACAGAAUUCGAAUUCACGUGUUGCCCAGUAGAGGCCGUUUGACUCCUGUCCCGAGAACUUAUGAAGCCUUGUCCUGCUCAUACACACUCCGGCCAUGCUCCCAGCCUCGUCUUGAAGGUUUUGAGUUCUGUAUUAAACACAUCCUAGAAGACCGAAAUGCUCCUUACAAGCAGUGUAGCUAUGUUUCUACUAAGAACAGUCGACGCUGCACCACUGCUGCUCCUAAGCCUGAGAAAAAGGACGGAGUUUCUUUCUGUGCUGAGCAUGCAAGAAGAAAUGCGCUAGCUCUUCAGGCCCAAAUUAAGAAGUCAAACCCAGGGCCUGCCAAUGAAUCUCUCUUGUACCAGUUAAGUUCAUAUGCACGUGGAGAGCUGGGUAACCAGACCCAGGAAAAUAGUCGGCGUGAAUCCACUCGGAUCCUUGAUGAGAACAGCUGCAGUGAUAGUGAACCUGAUGCUGUAACAGUGGAUCAGACCUGGAUGGGGGAUCUUGACAGUGAAGCAGAGAGUCUGGACAGUGAUCAAGAGGACCCUUUGAAACACGCUGGAGUGUAUACCGCAGAAGAAGUGACUCUUAUCAUGCGGGAGAAGCUUAUCCGCCUGCAGUCUCUCUAUAUUGAUCAGUUUAAACGACUGCAGCACUUACUGAAGGAAAAGAAAAGGCUCUUCUUGCACAGUGUAAAAGCAGAGCAUGAAACUAAUGGGAGUAGUCUUCUCACUGGUCCAGAGGGACUUUCCUCUAAAGAGCGUGAGAAUCUCAAGAAACUGAAAGCUUUACGUCGAUACAGAAAACGAUAUGGAAUAGAAGCUCUUCUACACCGGCAGCUAAAAGAACGACGUAUGUUGGCUACAGAAGGGGUAUCCCAACAGGCUCACACCACUAGAUCCAGCCAACGUUGCCUGGCUUUUGUUGAGGAUGUACGCUGUUCUAACCCAUGCCUCCCAAUGACCAGACACUGCUUGAGCCAUAUCUGUCAGGACAGUAAUCAGAUUCUUUUCAAGAUGUGUGCAGGCUCUGAAGAGGUUCCUUGUAAUAAACCAGUCCCAGUUAGCCUAUCUGAAGAUCCCUGUUGUCCUCUUCACUACCGGUUACCAUCACCAAUGUACAAGUCUGAACCAGUGCUACCUGCAGCAGAACCAAUGGAUGUGUCUCCUAUGGAGCUUUACCUGAGUGCAGCGGAGCUACAACCUUCAGAAAACUUACCCCUGGAGUUCAGUGAUGACCUUGAUGUAGUAGGAGAUGGCAUGCAAUGCCCUCCAUCACCCCUGCUUUUUGAUCCUUCUGUCGACAUGACUCUGAAAGAUGUUUCGAGAACACCACUUGACAUAAUGUCUGAAACAGAACGGACCAGCUCCAGCCACGCUCUUCUGACUGCAGACUCCUUAAUAGGAACAGCAGGACCGAGUCGGGUCCAGUCAGUCGGAGCAUCUCCUGCACAAUUGACCGAUCCAGUCGGUGAUAAUGGAUUGACAACAAUGUCCACGGCCAAUGGAAAUGUUGAUCGUGCCUCUUUCAAAUGAGUUUGGAUGCUUGUAGUGUUGAUCUAAUUUUAUGUGCAUCCUUUUAUUUAUGUAUCGAUUUCCUAUCUUUCACUUAGAAGUCCACAUAUGUCACGUGAGGUCUUCCUUGGCAAAACUGUAUAAUAAUAUCUUCACAUCUGACACGUAAUAUCUGCAGGUUGUUGCUUUAAGUCAUAUUACAAUUAAGCAACUUAAGCUUCUAUAUAGCUAACAAAUAUUUGUAAAUAAAAAAAUGAUUUAUAAAUAA
This is a messenger RNA of Pseudophryne corroboree (corroboree frog), 1779 nucleotides long. RefSeq names its product KAT8 regulatory NSL complex subunit 2 (gene KANSL2). Gene Ontology annotation, cellular component: NSL complex. Lineage: Eukaryota; Metazoa; Chordata; Amphibia; Anura; Myobatrachidae. Bases 9 to 1532 code for a protein of 507 amino acids. The record is from RefSeq and is a predicted model, not a curated record. The transcript has 9 exons.